AUGAUAGAUCCUGGACAAUGGAUGCACAUGCACAUGCAGGCGAACACUCACAAUCAUCCAAGCCCAACUGAUUUCGACACUUAUCUGCCAUGGGCUUGCAACCAGAUGGCUGUUGAACUGAGGAUUGUCGUUACCAGAACAGCUAUGAGUGAAUAUGUAAGCGUUGUAGCAAGCGAUCGCACCAAAAUAAGGAAACCAAAAAAAGCCAAGAAACGGUCUCCAUCAGAAGACGGUAGUUCCCAAAGUUCCAGCGGCAAUUAUAACAUCCCGUCACUUGUCUCCGGAGCCGACGAUAUCGUCAACAUACAUGCAAUCUAUGAUCAGUUCAUGAACCUAGUACAAAUCAAAUUUCUAAAAAACAAGUACAUACCAAGAGAAGUAAUUAAAAUAAUAACACUUCUAGUCCCAAUGUAUAAAUACUUGACAUCUAUUACGAUCGACUGUGGCUUGCAAGUGGGCACGAUCUACGACAUAUCUCAACUCCUACCUGUAUCUAAAGUCACAGAAUUAUGUUUAGAUAAUACGGAUGUUGUUGAAGCUAAUUAUUACAUUCUAUUGAAUGAGCCUAUCCUAAAACAUUUAUCCUUAGCAAAAUGUAAUCUUAAUGAUGAAGUUGUUAGACUGAUAGCUGAAAGAAUUGUUUAUCCUUGUCCUGCGUCUAAAUCAUUAACCGUGCUUAACUUGUCGACUAACGAAAUCACAGACGUUGGUGCAAAAUACUUAGCAGAAGCAUUACGUUCAAACCGACGUCUCGCCUACUUAAAUCUAUCUGACAACCAGAUUACCGACAUAGGAGCAGGUUACAUUUUUGACAUAUUAAUAGAAUUUCCCCUAACCAGCCAGGAAACGUUCGAUAAAAAAUCAAGGCUUAUGAUAUACUUGAAAGAGAAGAAGGACUUAUUUCUCAUUACUAUUAACGAUCUCAGAGUAAUGGACAGUGAAAAGAAGGCAACAAAAAAAGGUAAGGCUGUUAAAUCACAAGCGUCGACCACAAUGAAGAGGAAGCAAUCAACGCCCUUCAGGGAUAAAAGUUCAACACAUGCAGAUGCUGGCAUGUCGCUCAAUGAAAGAGCAGAAGCGAUAGUCCAGGAACUGAUGGGACCCUUGUUCGAUCCCUUCGAUCGUAAUAACACUGUUAUGCGAGACGAUGAACUCUGUUGUCGUGGUAAUAACACUCUCUGUUAUCUGAACAUAGCUUUCAAUGAUCUUACUAUUGCCAGCGUGGUGAAGUUGCGAGAUGUGCUGGUGGCGCAGAAAGAGAUGAAUAGGAAUCCAAAGGGUCUGGUUAACGUUAGGCUGGAAGGUAACUAUUUGCCUGUACGAUGUGCAGAGAUGCAAGAUAUUGAUGCAAUGCUCGAGGCUAAUUUGUCAACCUUCAAGAGAACAUCUAUUGUUAAAAAGAAAACUGCUAGGAGUACCCCCAGCAAGAGCAGCAGUUAA
Messenger RNA from Helicoverpa zea (corn earworm), 1440 nucleotides. RefSeq lists its product as uncharacterized. The coding region runs from base 1 to 1440 and encodes 479 amino acids. Gene Ontology annotation, molecular function: protein binding. The transcript has 2 exons. The record is from RefSeq and is a predicted model, not a curated record. Lineage: Eukaryota; Metazoa; Arthropoda; Insecta; Lepidoptera; Noctuidae.